UUCAGUCCUCAGUCCUCUCAGUGUGUCUGUCUGUGUGUCUGUUGGUCUGUCGCGCAGGCAGCGCUACUCUACUGGCACCAUGAGUAGCUCCAGCACCGGCUCCAGCUUUGGACCGGACCCAGAACCUGGCAGCCCUGGCCCGGCUUCCCCCCAGACUGGACCAACCAGCAUCACCAGCAUGCCAGCCUCGCUGCCAGAGACAACAGAGUCCACAGACCUCCUGGCCUCUGCCAGGAUCACAUACACAAACAUUGGUCAGCCCUGCUCCAGCCUGCUUCCACACAAGCCCUGGAUGAAGGAGCGUGCUCUGUCGACAGACAGUCCCCCAGAGCAACCAAACCGACCACCCCCCCUACCCAAAAAACUCACCCGAACCCAUUCCCUCCCGAUGGAGCCCCUGCUCUCCUCUCACUGCACCAAACCCCUACCUUACCCUGCCCCCCUCACCACCCUCAUCCCAUCCUCCCCUGGGCUCUCCCUCAACAACCCCCUGUACCACCUGGUGGGACCCCAGCAGGGGAGCAGGGGGUUCUUCACAAACGGCUGUUUCAGCUCCCCCUGCAGCCCCCUGCACUCCAGUUCCUUCCUGGACCCCUCUCAGCUCCUCGAUGGCCCCCCCGCGGCCCCCCUGUCUGGGCUGAGUUUCCACACCCCGGACGGGGAGCUCAAGAGCUUCUUUAAAGAUUUGCACAACCUGGAGCAGGUGACCAGGGGACUGCAGGAGCGCGUCCUGCUGUGUCUGCGCGGGAUAGCAGAGCGGCUGGGGGAGGAGGGGCUGCAGGGAGCUGCACAGGAUUACCAGCUCUGUGGAGAUGGGCCUUGCUGCCAGGCCGGGGAUGCUCUGUACUACACUGUCCGCUCCUCGAUGCACCCCGGCAGGCUGUUUGCUGCCAAGGUGUAUAAAGUGAGCGGAGAGAGUGGAUUGGCUAUACAGAGGGACUUACCCCCCCACUCCAACAUCCAGCGUGUCUGUGCGCACUUCCCACAAGGCCUUGCUGUAGUGGAAGCAGAGGAAAUGGCCAUGUUAUCCCUGGAACCAAAGGCAGAGGGCAGCGAUGCACUGGGAGCGAAGGUGCAAUGCCUCCAACCAACACGAGGGGUCAGCAGCAGUGAAAAUCCACCUGUCAUGGCUGCGGUGACACUGAAUUCACCAGAAGAGGGCUCCAGUGAGCUGCCAGCGAUGGACACUGCCAACGGAUACUCCCCGGGCUGUGAGGUCACAAUAGUAGGGGAGGUUCCUGACGAGACGCUGGCUGAUUACGUGCAAGGCUGUGCCGAGUUGCAUGCCUCCCAGCCCCAUUGUUACGAGCGUGCGGUGUGUCUGCUGCUCCUGCAGCUUUGCGAGGGCCUGCAGCACCUCAAGAACAACAAAACCACGCACUGCGCCCUCCGACUGGAGAACUUGCUGCUGGUCUGGGAGGAAAAGGGGGCCCCCAGCAAGGAGCUCCCCAAGAGAGGCAGCCCGGGGACCCCCAGACUGCUGAUCAGUAACUUCAGCCACGCCAAGCAGACAACCUCCAGCCUGGCCAAGGACUCAGACCAGGACAGGCUGGCUGCAGAAAUGAGCAGCGGCUCCCAGUUCAAGAAGGCAGACGAAUUCCAGCUGGGGAUUUUGAUAUACGAGUGCCUGCAUCUCCCCAACCCGCUCCUGAGCGCCCCAGAGCUGAAAGGGGGGGAGUACAAACCCGAACGGGACCUGCCUCCCGUCCCCCACCUCUCCCCUUACUCCCCAGGCCUCUCCAAGCUCGCCCAGCUACUGCUGGAGCCCGAACCCAGAGACAGAGUCUCUGUCGGGGGGGCCCGGCACGUCCUGCAGGCCCUGCUCUGGGGCCCCCGCGUGGAGCUCUUCCAGGACAACCAGCUCACCCCCUUCCUGACCCUCAACUGGCUAGAGGUGAAGCGCUGCCUGCUGCUGCUCAAGCUGGCGGAGGCAGCAGUCGAGCACAAACCCGGAGCCAGAGCAGCUCCAGGGCUGGAGGAGAAGCUGUGCCUGCAGUACUUCUCCUUUGCCACGCCCCAGAGCAUCUUCCAGGCAGCCAGGCUGCUGCAGCUCUUCCAUCCUCCCCUCUAGCGGGGCUUGAGUUCUUAUUUAACCUCCCAAGUUUACCUGUUUAAGCUUCAAGGUAUUGGAUAUAUUUGCAACUAAACAGCUAUGGCAAAACUAAGGGGAAAUUCAAAGUUUUUUGCUAACUGACUCAGUUUUAUUUAGCAUUCUGAUUGAGUGUUUAGACAUUAUGGACAAGCAGAAGAACCUCCUAUCAAGCGUUCCAUCAGUAUUUUAUAUAUUAUUGCAAAAUGCAUAUAAAACUACUUGUGUAGAUUUAAGUGAAUAUGGAAAUGACCGGGGAGAAAUAUUUAAUAUGAAAUCAAACAGAUUGCAUUUUGCACAAAAGUUUAAGCUUUUUCAAAAGCUCAGAUGGACUCAGCAGUACCUACCCAUGAGGCAGUAUUCCUCUUUCACAUGUUUUUACUAUCUGCGAAUUGAAAUGUCAUUUAUUCUUAUCUUAUGUCUUUGAUGCUUCCUGACAAGAUCCGCAGUGGUAAUCCACAAGGCAGAGGUGUGGUGAACUGCAAAACAUACACCUGAUAGUAACCCUGACGAUGGGUUGGUUUCAGUUUUUCAAUUCUAUGGCUUUUGUAUGUACUGUUAAAUAAAUGUUACUGCAUAGUGCACCCUGCACAUAGUUCCACUUUGUCUUCCCUGAUAUACUCACUCUGCCCACAAGAGGGCAAUAAAGACAGCAGAAGGAGAAUACUAGCCUCAGAAAUAAAAUCAAUUUGAAUAGCCAAAACCGAAACAAAAAACCGACGCAAUUUUCACUUAAAAAAUGUACACACUUUAAGUAUCUCUGAUCAAAUGCAGAUGCACUGCAGCAACAACAAAAGAAAGGCAUGUAUCUCAUGUUAUCUCAUCUUCACUGUUAUGUAGGAUGUUUGAACUUGCAUCGCAAAUACACAGCCACUUGUAUGCUAUUAGCACAGUGCAAUUGCAUUGUAACCAAGCAAACAUUUAUCACACACAAACAACAAACAGUAAAGGGGUGUCGUGGGAAGGAAUAAUUGGCGUUGAACUUACAACGCUUUGGUAUGCUGGCUGACCUUGCCUGCUUCUGGGCAGUAACAGUAGAGGCAGCAGCCCACUCAUCCCCUCGGAACAGUGUUCCUGCUGUUGUCUCAUUUUUGGAAAUAUUACUGAACUUAUGACUAGCUUCUGUAAUAGUAAUCUCAACUAACAAGUGCUGUGCAGGUCCAAGCAGCAGAAAGCACCUCUUAUGUUUUACAAAGAUUCUUGAAACACACAAAACUAUUUUAGAGCCAGCUGUUAAAUGUUUUGUGUGUGCUGAGCUGGCUCUGGAAUUUGUUCAAUUACUAUACCAACAGGAUGUGCCAUAGGUCUGGCAACAGAGCCAGAAUUGUUAAUGUUGUUCAUGUCACUAUUUCUUUAUAUAAGCAAUGGGACAGACCUGCCCACUUUAACAGAAAACAGCCUAAUCAGUCAAAUAUAGGAGACUGUCCAUGACACCUGAAUAAGCAGAUUUGUGACAGAUUGAAGACAU
This is a messenger RNA of Polyodon spathula (Mississippi paddlefish), 3557 nucleotides long. RefSeq names its product inactive tyrosine-protein kinase PEAK1-like. Gene Ontology annotation, cellular component: focal adhesion; actin cytoskeleton. Gene Ontology annotation, molecular function: protein kinase activity; ATP binding. NCBI's taxonomy places the organism in Eukaryota, Metazoa, Chordata, Actinopteri, Acipenseriformes, Polyodontidae. The record is from RefSeq and is a predicted model, not a curated record. The transcript is spliced from 3 exons. Gene Ontology annotation, biological process: protein phosphorylation. Bases 80 to 2071 code for a protein of 663 amino acids.